AUGUCGGGCUUCGAGAUAGUCGGGCUCGCUCUUGCCGUCCUCGGCGUUUUGCCCGCCGCGGUGGAAGCCGUCAAGGGCUAUAAGACCUUGCUUUCGUCGAUUAAGCAUGUCGAACGCGACCUGGGAACCCUCAUCCGGGACCUUGAGACGGAGCAGGUCCGCCUGCGCACGACGUGCGAGAUGCUCCUCGACGGGGUCGUGCCGUACUCGAUCAUCGACACGCUGAUUGAGAACCCGUUUGGGACGGAAUGGCAGCCUUACAAGGAUCAGCUGCGGCUGCGGCUGUGGUCGUCCUCGGCCAAGUUUGAGGAGCACGUACUCGAGAUGCAAAAGGCCGCGUUUGACUUGAACGUCAAGUUGAACAUUCAGGCCAACGGCCAGACAGCCAUCAAAGACCGGACGUCGAUUCUCAGGGAGCUAAAGCAGAGCGCCUCUUUCUCGUUCAAGAAGAAAGACUACCAAGUCAUUAUAGACAGGAUCAAGACAAGUAAUUCGAUCCUCCACGACCUCGCCAGUCAGAGCUGCGGGAUGGACUCCAGCAGGCAGACGAGGUCGCAGGCCCGACUGAUCAAGCUGAUCCGCGGGCUGGCCAAGAGUUUGUUUCACGCCCUCUGGAACGCGACCACAUGUGACUGCAUCACACCGCACCAGGUGUGCUUGGAACUGGUCCCGAGGAAAGCCGUCAUUGUGCCUAGCGAUGCUGAAGAAGACGUUGCCAAAAACUUUAGCUUUUAUGUUGCCUUUGGCUCACAUGGCAUUCCUGCGGAGACUAGCGCCGAUACGUUGCAAAGGCAGAAACCACAAUGGAACACGUUUGAUCUUCGAAUAGAAAAUAUCGAGACCAAUCUGGCCAUUCGACCUGUCUACGCGCCACUCGCAACGGCAGCUCCAACACCAUCGAAACGAGUAGGCUGGUCCGCGUCGUUGAGCUCCGGCUCCAACUCGGCGCAAUCAACGCGAACCUUGGUUGAUGCAUCCAGGACGCUGCUUGCCAUGCCGGCAAGGACUGUGCAUGCGCAUGACCCAAUCGCAAAUAUAUGCCGGGACAUCUUUGGGCGGCAAACCAUGGCGGCGACACCCUGCCACGGAUACAUUACAGAUGCGACCCGAACCUUUGGACUCUACCCUCGAUCGCAGGCUGCCGAUACUAUCGGACCCGUGACGCUUCGAGAGCUGCUCGACGAACAUAUACACGGCGGCAUGGACUUGGACUUCAAACGGAAGCUGCAAGUUGCGCUCGCCAUUGCUACGUGCGUGCUACAUCUGUAUAAGACGCCAUGGCUGCCGAGGGUGGUCACGUUGGAUGACUUUGUAUUUCUUCGUGCAGAUGUGAGCCUCCUGUCCGGGCCACUAGCUGCGGAACUGCCGUUCAUAGCAAAGAGCGGUUUGAACGGGUCGCUUACGCCGAGCCACGACGACCAGCAGCGCCGGCCCGUCAACCUGACCAUCCUCUCUCUCGGUGCCCUGCUCAUACAGGUCAUCGUCGGCAGGACCAUCGACGAGUUGAAUAUGCCAGGAGAUGCCGAGAUGAGCAUGAACGGCAUCGUCACGCGGUACGAAGCGGGCAGCCGACUGCGUGAUCGGGUGCUGGAAAACGGCGGAGUGCGAUACGCAGGCGCCGUCAAGUGGUGCCUUGACAACGUCUUUAACAUGGCCAGCUUGGAAAAUGAAGCCUUUUGCCAGGAGUUCUACAACCAAAUUGUUGUGCGACUGCAAGAAGAUGUUAGCUAUUUGAAUCAAGAGAUCUAG
Cordyceps fumosorosea ARSEF 2679 is the source of this 1749-nucleotide messenger RNA. RefSeq lists its product as hypothetical. Lineage: Eukaryota; Fungi; Ascomycota; Sordariomycetes; Hypocreales; Cordycipitaceae. The record is from RefSeq and is a predicted model, not a curated record. The transcript has 2 exons. The coding region runs from base 1 to 1749 and encodes 582 amino acids.